AUGCUUCGAAUUAGAAAUUAUAAUAUAUAUAUAUUAUUAAUAUUUAUCGGACUAUUAUUAAUAUUAAAUCUCUAUAAAUUACAAUCAACUUCAUCAGUUAUAAAAUCAAGCCGAUGGAAAAAAGAUCGUCUUGUAGUAAUUCCAGCAAUAUAUAAGGAAAUCGAUUGGUUAAAUCAUUCCAAAUGGCCGAAAUGGUUACGUUAUGGACUUGAUUUAUUUAAUAAAAAUCAAUCAAGAAUAUAUGAUGUUUAUUUAUAUCAACGUUUUGAUCCCAAGUCCAAUCCACCAUUUAAUUGGCCAUAUUCGAUCAAUGUUCAUGAAGAAUCCGGUAUUUAUUUAAAAUUCAUUUAUGACUUCUAUCAUGAUUUACCAGAUAAAAUGUUAUUUAUUCAUGGAAAUCCAUUUCAACAUACAUUACAUCCAUUUGAAGCAAUACAAUGUAUUCGUGAUGAUGUUUUUUAUACAUCAAUCAAUAAUCUUUGGAUACAAAAUCAUCCAUGGACAUCACAAGUUCGUGAUCCAAUUGAUAAUCAGACUUUGAUGUAUAAAUGUGCCAAAUAUUUACUUAGUUUAUUUGGCUUUGAUGGUGAUUCGCAAUUAAAUCCACAUCAUAUACAACCAAAAGAACAUAGUGUUGUUUCCGCGAUGUGUUGUGCACAAUUUUAUGUAAGAAAAGAACGAAUUUUACAUUAUACUUAUGAACAAUGGUCAGCAGUUUACAAUGCAAGUCUUCAGCCAUAUUGUGCAUCACCACUUGAUCGGGAAAUACCUGGUGGAAGAGGAAUGAAAUGGUUUGGUGGAAGUUUCGAAUAUAUUUGGCAUAUUAUUCUUGGUCUUUAUCCAUCAGAUAUGUUACCACCAACAGCGAAAACAACUACAGAUUUAUGUCAUUAUUUUCAUCCAUCAUGUAAAGAUUUCCUAUGUCAAAAAGCAUAUAUCCAAGUUUAUCUUUAUCCAGAUCCGAAAUCGAAUAAUACUAAUUAA
Molecule: messenger RNA, 984 nt
Organism: Rotaria sp. Silwood1
Lineage: Eukaryota; Metazoa; Rotifera; Eurotatoria; Philodinida; Philodinidae
Source: the annotation of a GenBank genome assembly